Messenger RNA from Phacochoerus africanus (Common warthog), 3493 nucleotides. RefSeq names its product LSM14A mRNA processing body assembly factor (gene LSM14A). NCBI's taxonomy places the organism in Eukaryota, Metazoa, Chordata, Mammalia, Artiodactyla, Suidae. The record is from RefSeq and is a predicted model, not a curated record. Gene Ontology annotation, cellular component: P-body. Gene Ontology annotation, biological process: cytoplasmic stress granule assembly; P-body assembly. Bases 189 to 1580 code for a protein of 463 amino acids. Gene Ontology annotation, molecular function: mRNA binding. The transcript has 10 exons.
CGCCGCCGCCGCCGCCGCCGCCGCGGCUUGAGGGCGGGAGGCUGGGGGAGGGUAGCGGAGCCGGCGCCGCCGCCAUGUUGGGUCUGAGGAGACUGCUGUAGGCGCCGACCGAGCAAGUGGGCGUACGGAGCGGCCCCAGCGGCGUGGGAUCUGCCUCUCUGCGAGCGGCCCGGGGCGGCGGCGGCGCCAUGAGCGGGGGCACCCCUUACAUCGGCAGCAAGAUCAGCCUUAUCUCCAAGGCGGAGAUCCGCUACGAAGGCAUCCUCUACACUAUCGACACCGAGAACUCUACAGUAGCUCUCGCCAAAGUUCGGUCCUUUGGUACAGAAGACAGACCAACAGAUCGUCCAAUACCACCUCGAGAUGAAGUCUUUGAAUACAUUAUAUUCCGUGGGAGUGAUAUUAAAGACCUAACUGUUUGUGAGCCACCAAAACCACAAUGUUCUUUGCCUCAGGACCCAGCUAUCGUUCAGUCUUCACUAGGCUCAUCUACUUCUUCAUUCCAGUCAGUGGGCUCCUACGGACCUUUUGGCAGGAUGCCGACAUACAGUCAAUUCAGUCCAAGUUCAUUAGUUGGGCAGCAGUUUGGGGCUGUUGGUGUUGCUGGAGGCUCCUUGACAUCCUUUGGAACAGAAGCAUCAAACAGCGGUACCCUCUCCCAAAGUAGUGCAGUUGGUUCUGCCUUUACACAGGAUACAAGAUCUCUAAAAACACAAUUAUCUCAAGGUCGUUCAAGCCCUCAGUUAGACCCUUUGAGAAAAAGCCCAACCAUGGAACAAGCAGUACAGACCGCCUCGGCCCACUUACCUGCUCCGGCACCUGUUGGGAGAAGGAGCCCUGUAUCAACCAGGCCUUUACCAUCUACCAGCCAAAAAGCAAUAGAGAAUCAAGAGCACAGGCGAGCUGAAGUACAUAAAGUUUCAAGACCAGAAAGUGAGCAGCUCAGAAAUGAUAGCAAGAGACAAAUAGUUCCAGGUGCUCCUUCAGCUCCAAGGAGAGGGCGUGGAGGUCAUCGAGGUGGCAGAGGAAGAUUUGGUAUUCGACGAGAUGGUCCAAUGAAAUUUGAGAAAGACUUUGACUUUGAAAGUGCGAACGCACAAUUUAACAAGGAGGAAAUCGACAGAGAGUUUCAUAAUAAACUUAAAUUGAAAGAAGAUAAACUUGAGAAACAAGAGAAGCCUGUAAAUGGUGAAGAUAAAGGAGACUCAGGAGUUGAUACCCAAAACAGUGAAGGAAAUGCAGAUGAAGAAGACCCACUUGGACCUAACUGUUAUUAUGAUAAAACUAAAUCCUUCUUUGAUAAUAUUUCUUGUGAUGAUAAUAGAGAACGGAGACCAACCUGGGCUGAAGAACGAAGAUUAAAUGCAGAAACAUUUGGAAUCCCACUUCGUCCAAACCGUGGCCGUGGAGGGUACAGAGGCAGAGGAGGUCUUGGUUUCCGUGGUGGCCGAGGGCGUGGUGGUGGCCGAGGUGGUACCUUUACCACCCCUCGAGGAUUUCGUGGUGGAUUCAGAGGAGGUCGUGGGGGCAGGGAAUUUGCAGAUUUUGAAUAUAGGAAAGACAACAAAGUUGCUGCAUAGUCUACAAACAAGUCUUUGAGAAUAGAUGGAUUUCUAGCUCUUCAUGGUCUCCUGAGAAUUGGUUUUAGUCUUUGCGAAGAAUGAAGAAGUGAAUUUGCUGUAUAUUUGUCACCAGCACUGGGUUUUUGUUUGUUUGAUGUUUUUCUGCUUAAUUUCAAAGAUACAAUGCUAUUACUUUUGGGGGGGAAGGCUCUUGAAAAAAUGAGCAUUCAGUAUAUUUGGAAUAGCAGGUUAAGUAACUUCUUACAUAUAGUUAAACUAAAGCAGUACUCCAGUGGGACUAUAAGUAUUUUUUCAUCACUGAAAGGAUUUUUCUUAUCACUAAAUUUUAUUUGGCAAUUAUUGCAAGUUGCCUGCAGUUAGGGCCCUGAUACUGUGUUUUGAGCCACAGAAGGUUUUGUGUGUGUGCGUGGAUGUCUGUGUCUGUCUUGUCUAUAUCUUUUUCUUUCUCUCUUUCUCUCUUUACUUUUUGGAAAUCCUGUCAUAUCCCUUUUGUAGUUGCUUAUUUUGUCAAUUAAUUAGGGUGCUGGAUGGUGGAGAAUUUUGUCAGUCAACUAUGUACACACAGUAAAUACUGUUUCUUAGGCAAAGGUAACUUUUUUAUAUAGUUGUAAAAUUCCAUUAUAUUCCAUUGCCAAAGAAACAUUAAGAACUUUGUAUAGCUGUAUAAAAAGCAACUAAUUUUUUAAAGAAUAAACAUUUUAAAGUCAGCAAACAUACUGUGUCCUUGCAGAAGUUGAUGUGCUGAGGAGCAGAACAAUGGGUGGGUCUUUUUUUCAAAGCUUUCCAGGCUUAAGAUUGUUGAUUUUGAUUUUUUUGUUUUUAAUAUUUGGAACAUAAAUGAAGAUUUGAUACAUUCUUCCAUUAUCUAAAAAGGAUAAAUUACUCAUGCUUAUUGUAAGAACUUUAUUUUGUAGCAAAUGGCAUAUCACAGGAUUUAUCCAAAUAAUAGAUAUUUUCAGUAUACAAAUGUAAAUAAUCAUAGAUAAGAAUGUACUUAGCUGUAUUUUCAAAUAAGUACUUUUCCUUCUUUUUUUAAGACAAUAAAACUAGGUGUCAAUUAACCUGUUCUUCCUAAUAUGCCUGGAAUUUUGUUGUGAUACCUUGACUCAUCCCAUUAUAUUUCAGGAUUCAGAGUGUUAGAAAUUAUUUUAGCAACAUAUAAGAUAUCAUAACACUGGUCUUUAGGCCUGUGACCCACAAAUGACUCAGUAUAGAGUUCAUUGCUAAUUAUAAAUUGCAAGUAAAUCUUUUUGAUAUUUUAAGCUAUAGUGGAAAAAAAAUCUGGCCGUUUUGUGUUUUUAUGAAGGCCAUGGAAUAAAGGGAUCCAAAGAUUUAAACAUUUUUAUCUAUUUUGAUUUUUGUUAACUUUCUCCUUAAAAUAUUCAGUAGUGAUAAAGAUAUGAAAAACUCCACUAUAGGAGAAUUGGAGUAUUUAAAGGCGCUUGAUAUUUUUAAUUUAAUUUUAUAUCUUUUGUAUAGCUCUAAAGGAAAAUGUUUUGUAAUUUGGUUUCAUUAUUAAGGUCUAGUACUUGACAGCCAUAGUUUAGAUAAUAUUGUUUAAUACUGUUUGCUUGCAUGCUAACAACAAAAUCUUUUGGAGGACCCACAAAUCAUGAUAUUGAACACAUUUCUGAGGCAUUCUGAACAUCAAGUUCUAUGGCAAUACCUGUGUAAACUGUUUGAGAUGUCCCAGGCUGAUUUGAAGAAGAAAAACUGUAAAUACUAGUUUCUACAUGCUCUGAAACUAUGAAUUCAUGCAUUUUCCAAGCCCUCUGGGUCAAUAACUAGGGCAUUUGGUGCCCCAAUAAUAACUGGCAGCAUGGCAUACCUGCAGUGCACCUUACAAUAUUAAAGCAAGGUUUUUAUUCUAAGACAGAAUAAAACUGUUCAAUAAAAAAAUGUUCGUCAAA